GCGGCGGCGGCUGCUCCUCCUCUCACCGGACCCGGGCCCCGCGCAGCGCGCACCCAAGGGGGGGUCGGGCGGAGAAGCGGCGCCGGGGCCGGACCCCCCGUGGGAGCUGGCGGCUGGCGUGAGGGCAAGGCGGCGGCAGCGGCGGACGGAGAGCAGCGGCUGCGGGACAGUGUCUUCAGCCUUUUCUUCAAGUUUUUUACCUUGAAUUGUUGCUGCGUGUCAAACUGGACAAGGUAUUUUAGUUGAAGUUUCAGUUGAAACAUUGGAGGAUCCCACCAGGGCCCUGUAUUACAGUUAUCGUCACGUCUCCUUAGGCUCCUCUUGACUGUGACAAUUUCUCAGACUUCUCUUGUUUUGAUGUCCUUGUCAGAUUUGAGGAGAAUUUGAUCAGCUAGUGAAAGAAGGGUGCUCAUCAUCACUCUGCUGGGAAUGUCCUUGAUACCUACCAAUGACAUAGUGGAAAGAAAAGACCUUGGAGAAGGCAGGCUUGGAUUUGAGUCACGAUUCUGCCAUAUGCCCAUUCUGAGUUUAAUUUCUUCUUUGUAAAAUGGAGAAAAUGACUGCAGUAUUGGAAGAUCAUUACUAUUGGAAGACCGAUUAGCAUCCAUUUCAUAAGAGAAGCUUGACCACCAUUUGCUCUGGCAUGGCGCAAAACAGUCCACAGCUUGAUAUGCAGGUUCUCCAUGACCUCCGGCAACGUUUCCCCGAGAUUCCGGAGGGUGUGGUGUCUCAGUGCAUGUUACAGAACAACAACAAUCUUGAAGCCUGUUGCCGAGCGCUUUCCCAGGAGAGUAGCAAAUACUUAUAUAUGGAAUACCACAGUCCAGAUGACAACAGGAUGAAUAGAAAUCGCCUUUUGCAUAUUAACCUGGGUAUUCAUUCUCCUAGUAGCUACCACCCAGGAGAUGGAGUGCAACUUAACGGUGGUCGAACACUGGUACACAGCUCAAGUGAUGGACAUAUUGAUCCACAGCAUGCAGCAGGCAAACAGCUGAUAUGUUUAGUUCAGGAACCACACUCAGCUCCAGCUGUUGUCGCUGCUACUCCCAACUACAAUCCAUUUUUUAUGAAUGAACAGAACAGAAGUGCAGCUACUCCUCCUUCACAGCCACCUCAACAGCCAUCUUCCAUUCAAACAGGAAUGAAUCCAUCUGCUAUGCAAGGGCCUUCAGCACCACCACCGCCACCUCCUUCAUACAUGCACAUACCUCGGUAUAGUACAAAUCCAAUUACUGUUACAGUAUCCCAGAACCUCCCUUCUGGACAGACUGUACCAAGAGCUUUACAAAUUCUUCCACAAAUUCCAAGCAAUCUUUAUGGGUCUCCUGGUUCUAUCUAUAUUAGACAGACAUCUCAGAGUUCAUCAGGAAGACAAACUCCUCAGAGUACGCCAUGGCAGUCCUCACCACAGGGCCCAGUGCCUCAUUAUAGCCAGCGUCCUUUACCUGUUUAUCCACAUCAACAGAACUAUCAAGCUUCUCAGUAUUCUCCCAAACAACAGCAGAUCCCUCAACCUGCUUACCAUUCACCACCACCUUCUCAAUGUCCUUCACCCUUCAGCUCUCCACAGCAUCAAGUACAACCAUCCCAGCUGGGCCACCCUAGUUCCCAUGUCUUUAUGCCACCUAGUCCUUCAACUACUCCACCCCAUCCAUAUCAACAAGGACCUCCUAGCUAUCAGAAACAGGGAAGUCAUUCAGUAGCCUAUCUCCCAUAUACACCAUCUAGCUUACCCAAAGGAUCCAUGAAGAAGAUAGAAAUUACAGUCGAACCCUCUCAGAGAUCUGGGACAGCAAUUAAUAGGAGUCCUUCACCUAUCAGUAAUCAGCCAUCUCCACGGAGUCAGCACUCAUUGUACACAGCCACCACGCCACCUUCAAGUUCUCCUUCAAGAGGGAUAUCCAGUCAACCAAAACCUCCAUUUAGUGUCAAUCCUGUGUAUAUUACAUAUACACAGCCAACUGGACCUUCUUGCGCUCCUUCACCAUCUCCUCGGAUGAUACCAAACCCAACUACAGUUUUUAAAAUUACUGUAGGCCGAGCAACAACUGAAAAUCUUUUAAAUUUAGUGGACCAAGAAGAACGUUCUGCAGCCCCAGAACCUAUUCAGCCCAUUUCAGUGAUACCAGGCUCUGGGGGAGAAAAGGGAAGCCAUAAAUAUCAGAGAAGUUCUAGUUCUGGAUCAGAUGACUAUGCCUAUACACAAGCCUUGCUGUUACAUCAGCGAGCAAGGAUGGAGAGGUUAGCAAAGCAAUUGAAACUUGAGAAAGAGGAGCUAGAGCAAUUGAAGGCUGAAGUUAACAGUAUGGAGCAUGACCUGAUGCAGAGACGGCUCAGAAGGGUCAGCUGCACCACUGCGAUCCCAACGCCUGAGGAAAUGACAAGAUUGAGAAGCAUGAACAGACAACUCCAGAUAAAUGUUGACUGUACACUGAAAGAAGUUGACCUCCUUCAAUCUAGAGGUAACUUUGAUCCAAAAGCUAUGAAUAAUUUUUAUGACAACAUAGAACCUGGUCCAGUUGUACCACCCAAGCCACCUAAAAAAGACUCAUCAGACACCUGCACAGUUGAGAGGAAAGCCCGAAGAAUUAGCGUGACCUCCAAAGUCCAGGAGGACAUCCAUGACACCCAGGCAGCUGCUGCAGAUGAGCAUCCAGGUAGCUCCAAACAGAGUCCUCGGACACAACCCCGCGAUGAAGACUAUGAAGGGGCUCCAUGGAAUUGUGAUAGCUGCACCUUUCUGAACCACCCCGCACUAAAUCGCUACUACUUCUUGCCUAUGACAAGUUUGAACAAGAAUUCAGUCAACUUUCAACAUGCCUUUUCAAAAGGAUCUGGCUGCUGAGGUGCCUCUGCUUUUAGGAUCAGGUGGUGCACUUCUUGUUUCUAGUAAAAAAAAAAGUUUUUUUCUUAAAAUACAACCAGUUUGAUGUAUCUGGGAACGCAGAGAGCUGACUGUACAUUUUACAUUAUUUCACUGUUUUGUAAACUGGGUUUGUAGAAAGCACCUUUGUCAUUUUGUUAAAGUACAUUGCCCCUUACAUUUUGAGGUAGUUCUUAAAAGUUUAAAGUGGUAAAAGGGGAGUCAAAAACUUUCUAAGCGUUGUAAAAUGUUUCAAAUAACGACCUUGUUUGAGAGAGUACAGAGGCGCGGCAAUUUAAAUAAACAAAAGAAAUGCGUUUUAGAAAAGGUAGUUUUAGAGCAGAUUCAUGAUGGUGGGGAAAGUGUUGCUAAUUUGUUUAUUUCCCUGAAAAAAUGGGAGUGUGAUGAGCAGUUUAAUAAUUUUUAAGGAGCUGGUCUCAAUUUUAGUACUUAUUAUAAAAGAGAUCAAUGUUUCCUUCAGUUUGGACAUUGCUUUGUCCCAGUUAUCUAGGGGGUUCAUAUUCCAACUUUCUGUGGCAACUUGAUUUUAUAUAGUAUUUUAAAAGGUAAUUGUAAUGUUUUUGACAGUAUAAACAAAAAGCAAGAAUAUAAAGCAUAGAAAAAUUGUCCUUUGAAAAAUAUCAGUGAUGUACCCUGGAAUGUGAAGAUGUCCCCUUAUAGUUUAAAUUGAUUUAUUUUAAUAUUGUAAUCAUUGUUCAGACUUUGAACGAGUCAUUACAGUGUGUGUCUGUAUAUCCGUAGAGAAAAAUGGCAAUUGAAAUGUUAUUUUAAAAUCAAAAUAAAUUUGGCACUGUCUGUUGCACCACUACUGUAUCUUUUUGAAAGAAUUAACAGUAUUUUCUUAUUGUAAAAGGUAAUUCUGAUGAUGAAUUUCUGUAAAAGGUAAUUCUGAUGAUGAAUUUCAUUCACCAGACGUGCGUUUUUUUCCCUGUUACUUGCGUCCCCAAAUAUUUAAUACAAGUAGAUUCUGCAUGGCUUGAGCACUCAGAGAUUAAUAGAAUGACGACUCAAUUUUAAUUUCUAAAGCCAUGAAAAGUGGCUCUGACACUGAACAAUUCUGAAUUGUUGUUUAUAAUGACACCCAGUUGUCCAUGUUUCCCCACUGUAACAGAUUUGCUCAAUUUCUUCCCUAAAACAGCAAGAACUUAUUAAAUCUUGUAAAUACCAUGUCUCUCUUAGAUUUCUGUGUAUGUUGUGAAUUUAAUUAUUUUGAGGCGGAAUUGUACAAAGGCAUUUUAAAAGGCUGUGCAUGCAUCGUACCUCCAAACAGAACAUAUUCGGAAAGUCAGAGAUUCCUGAGAAAUAAAUUAAUAAACUAAA
Molecule: messenger RNA, 4204 nt
Organism: Physeter macrocephalus (sperm whale)
Lineage: Eukaryota; Metazoa; Chordata; Mammalia; Artiodactyla; Physeteridae
Gene: TAB3
Product: TGF-beta activated kinase 1 (MAP3K7) binding protein 3
Exons: 12
Coding region: 644-2845 (733 amino acids)
Biological process (GO): positive regulation of canonical NF-kappaB signal transduction
Cellular component (GO): extracellular exosome
Molecular function (GO): ubiquitin binding
Source: RefSeq, a predicted model, not a curated record